AUGUUACCCCGCAGCUCAGGGGAUACACCAGCAACAAAUCAUGCCAGCAAAUCUGCGGAUGAAUGGGUGGGUUUAACGGCGAUUGUUGCUUAUUUGCAAUUGGGGCCCCUUUUCUUCUCCACUUGGACGGGGCCAGAAGGAGCUCACAUGUGGGUCAAUGUGUUGUAUGGAAUCAGAACACUCGCAACAGUUUCCUUUGCUACAGAUCAGCGAUGGGGUAAUUUCCAGAUAGUGGGGCUCAAGUUGAUGUUCGUCUCAGAUUCUAGCUUCAUUUAA
Aspergillus niger is the source of this 276-nucleotide messenger RNA. RefSeq lists its product as uncharacterized. The transcript is spliced from 4 exons. The record is from RefSeq and is a predicted model, not a curated record. Lineage: Eukaryota; Fungi; Ascomycota; Eurotiomycetes; Eurotiales; Aspergillaceae. The coding region runs from base 1 to 276 and encodes 91 amino acids.